Alosa sapidissima (American shad) is the source of this 1992-nucleotide messenger RNA. It is a transcript of the gene tuba5, whose product is annotated as tubulin alpha 5. Gene Ontology annotation, biological process: microtubule cytoskeleton organization; mitotic cell cycle. Gene Ontology annotation, molecular function: GTP binding; structural constituent of cytoskeleton. Gene Ontology annotation, cellular component: microtubule; cytoplasm. Bases 469 to 1713 code for a protein of 414 amino acids. The transcript is spliced from 5 exons. The record is from RefSeq and is a predicted model, not a curated record. NCBI's taxonomy places the organism in Eukaryota, Metazoa, Chordata, Actinopteri, Clupeiformes, Clupeidae.
UUUUUCUGUCUCUGUGUGUAAGUCAUUACUUAUUGACAUUUCAGGUGUUUCAGAAUGUUCUGGUGCAGUAAGUUUGAAAGAAGUCUUUCUGGUUUUGCCUGUGCUUGAAAAGGAGCUCUGAUCAGGUCUCUACAAUAUAACUUACUUAUGCGUCAUUCUCACCCAGCAGAAAUCAAUCCACACUCUGCUCCCACACCCGUGGGCGACCUCACGUGAUCUCAGGAUCUGACCUGACCUGGGGAAUAUGAUGAAGCGGGAAUGAGCAGUCCUGGACUCUGCAGGUGUCUGGUCCCGCUGUCCUUAGCACUGUACACCUGAUCAAGUGUCUAUGGUCCAACCGCCCUCAGUGCUGCUCACCUGAGGCAGCGUGAGUGCAUCUCCAUACACGUGGGUCAAGCUGGAGUUCAGAUUGGCAAUGCAUGCUGGGAGCUGUACUGCCUGGAACAUGGCAUUCAGCCUGAUGGCAACAUGCCAGCCGACAAGCCCAGAGGUGGAGGCGACGACUCCUUCAACACGUUCUUCAGCGAGACCGGUGCUGGGAAGCACGUUCCGCGGGCUGUGUUUGUGGACCUGGAACCAUCUGUGAUUGAUGAGGUCCGAUCGGGGGCCUAUCGCAGCCUGUUCCACCCUGAACAGCUCAUCAACGGGAAGGAGGAUGCAGCCAAUAACUACGCCCGCGGACACUACACUGUCGGCAAGGAGAUCAUCGACAUAGUCCUGGAGCGUGUUCGCAAGCUGACUGACCAGUGCACAGGUCUUCAGGGCUUCCUCAUCUUCCACAGCUUCGGUGGCGGCACUGGCUCCGGCUUCACCUCCCUGCUGAUGGAGCGCCUGUCUGUCGACUACGGAAAGAAGUCCAAGCUGGAGUUCGCCAUCUACCCCGCGCCCCAGGUGUCCACGGCAGUGGUGGAGCCCUACAACUCCAUCCUGACCACCCACACCACCCUGGAGCACUCCGACUGUGCUUUCAUGGUGGACAACGAGGCUAUCUAUGACAUCUGCAGGCGCAACCUGGACAUUGAGCGGCCCAGCUACACCAACCUUAACAGGCUGAUUGGCCAGAUCGUGUCCUCCAUCACCGCCUCCCUCCGAUUUGACGGAGCCCUGAACGUGGACCUGACUGAGUUCCAGACCAACUUGGUGCCCUACCCUCGUAUCCACUUCCCCUUGGUGACGUACUCUCCCAUCAUCUCCGCUGAGAAGGCCUACCACGAGCAGCUGUCUGUCGCCGAGAUCACAACUGCUUGCUUCGAGCCGUCCAAUCAGAUGGUGAAGUGCGACCCUCGUCACGGCAAGUACAUGGCCUGCUGCAUGCUGUACCGGGGAGAUGUGGUGCCGAAGGACGUCAACGUGGCCAUCGCCAACAUCAAGACCAAACGUUCCAUCCAGUUCGUGGACUGGUGCCCCACUGGCUUCAAGGUUGGCAUCAACUACCAGCCGCCCACUGUGGUGCCCGGUGGAGACCUGGCCAAGGUGCAGAGGGCCGUGUGCAUGCUGAGCAACACCACCGCCAUCGCCGAGGCCUGGGCCCGUCUGGACCACAAGUUCGACCUGAUGUACGCCAAGCGUGCCUUCGUGCACUGGUACGUGGGCGAGGGCAUGGAGGAGGGCGAGUUCUCCGAGGCCCGCGAGGAUCUGGCGGCGCUGGAGAAGGACUACGAGGAGGUGGGAGCGGAUUCCGUGGAGGACGAGGAGGAGGGCGAGGAGUACUGAGCGGAGCCUACUGCAUCUUCUGAGCCUGCCGCCCACUGCCACCCCGCAAAAGGGAUCAACAUUCUCUUUCGUCUGUCUGUUUCUCUGUGUGUGUGUGUGUGUUUCAUCUGUCCUGCUGUCUGAUUUCUUUUGUUCGUGAACUCUGUUUGUACUUGUGGUGUUGUCUGAUAAGUGACUGGUCUCAGUUCUUCGUGACCGUUGUGUUUCUAAAAACAGACUGUGCUGCUGCCCACUGUUUCAGUGUUUUUUAUUCCCCUGAAUAAAGAUUUUGUGUUUACA